Planococcus citri (citrus mealybug) is the source of this 1112-nucleotide messenger RNA. Its product is annotated as protein YIPF6. Bases 162 to 842 code for a protein of 226 amino acids. The record is from RefSeq and is a predicted model, not a curated record. The transcript is spliced from 7 exons. Lineage: Eukaryota; Metazoa; Arthropoda; Insecta; Hemiptera; Pseudococcidae. Gene Ontology annotation, biological process: endoplasmic reticulum to Golgi vesicle-mediated transport. Gene Ontology annotation, cellular component: trans-Golgi network; membrane.
UGUGUGUUAUCAACAAUAUCAACAUUUUACAAAAUUACAAAAAACUUGAUAAAUGAACUAAUAAAUAUCUCAAUCGCGAAGAAUGUGACGAUGUUUCGAUAAUUUUAUCAAGAAAUACAAUCCAGUAGUUUAUUUUUCGUUCAAUUAUACCGCAAGCAGUGAUGAUGGAGAAUUUACCAAACAUGGAUAUGUACGAAAGCUACAGCGGAAAUCUAGAAGGGACUAUGAAUAUACCUGGUCAGACGAAUGUGAAACUAGGCGAACCAGAUUUCAAUACAUUAGAUGAACCUAUUAAAGUCACUAUUAUGCGUGAUCUUCAUGCAGUUUUAACGAAGUUCAAACACGUAUUACAACCUAAAGAGAAGAAGAGUUUAUUGAAAGAAUGGGAUUUAUGGGGACCUUUAUUACUUUGUACGUUUAUGGCUGCGAUUCUUCAGGGUUCUCCAGAUUACGUUACCGAUGAUUAUCAUCACGAUGGUGGACCAGAAUUCGCUGAAGUAUUUGUCAUCGUUUGGAUUGGAGCUCUAAUAGUCACGUUGAACUCUAAAUUAUUAGGAGGCAACAUAUCAUUUUUCCAAAGCGUUUGUGUGCUUGGAUAUUGUCUAUUACCUACGACAAUCGCCUUAGUAGUAUGCCGAUUUGUGUUAUUAUUUGGUAAUUCCACGUUUUUAUUUUGUUUGAGAUUCAUCAUCGCUAUGACAGGCUUUGGAUGGGCUACUUAUGCUUCGAUGAUAUUUCUUGGUGAUAGUCAACCUGUUGGAAGAAAAGGUUUAGCUGUUUAUCCUAUUUUCUUAUUUUAUUUCAUUAUUUCUUGGUUGGUUCUGUCGCAUACCGCUCAAUGAAAGACUGUCAGUGUAUCGUUUUGAAAAGUGUAUCAUCACUGAAAAUUUUCAAUUUUUGUACAAAUAUUCGAGUAAUAUCAUUUUUUUCCUUGUUUAUUCGAUUGUAAAUAAUUAAAUAUACAUUACCAUUUUUCGACGUCUUACAAACUAUUUCUAGUUCCAUCGUUUAAUACCUAUUGUGUUUUAUUACAUAUUUUUAAUAUUUCUUGUAUGUACUUGUGUAUUAUGAAGUUGUCGAAGGGUUUUUAAAUUAAAACUUCUUGCCUCGUU